Messenger RNA from Brettanomyces nanus, 2511 nucleotides. RefSeq lists its product as uncharacterized. Bases 1 to 2511 code for a protein of 836 amino acids. Gene Ontology annotation, cellular component: EMC complex. Lineage: Eukaryota; Fungi; Ascomycota; Pichiomycetes; Pichiales; Pichiaceae. The record is from RefSeq and is a predicted model, not a curated record. Gene Ontology annotation, biological process: protein folding in endoplasmic reticulum. The transcript is spliced from 2 exons.
AUGAACCUUUGCAUUUCUCCGGAUAGUAUCUUCAAGCUUGACUGGCAGACUGUGCAGAUAGGUCUCCCGUUUACCUCUAUAGUAGGAAACGCGAGAGACGGAAAUGCUAGCACCAUUAUAUCUUUGACGGACAAAAGCAUGUUGGCAGUUCAAGAUCUAGAAACGGGAAAUAUCCUUUAUAGAUAUAAAUCGGAGACAUCCUUUGUGAAUACAUCGCAAUUGCUUGGUCUUGAAAACGACGAAUUUGCCGUUGCGUUUAACUAUGAGGAUGGAUCAAGUAGGAUCGCAUUUUGGACUUUCAAUGCUACAGGGUUGAUUAAAGCUGAGAAAUUAUUUAAAAAACAUGUCAUUGGUUUGGCAACUACGACCAAAAACACUGUACUUGUUGUUGACGAUGCUGGAGCGCUAUAUGAGUUGGAUGAUCACUCACAACAUCAGCCAAAACUUCUUUAUCAAGGAGUUCCCGAAAAGGACAAUUUUGUCAGGGCAAUGCUUACAGAGACAAACUAUCACCAUCAUUGGAUCGUUUUCCUCGAGGGAAACCAUGGCCAAGUGCUAUUCUAUACCAUAGAUCGUGAUGGCGAUGUCAGCGAAGCACAACGCUUUAGAGGUUGUGGUUUGGAAUCGCUUUCCUUUGUGAAAAGCAUUUCUACUUACCCUGUAUGUCUAGGGUCAAAAGCCUAUGAGUACAGCGAAGAGUCUCGUGAUUUACAUGCUUCUUUUGAGGGUCUUGGCCGUGAUCUCUUGGAUCUUUCUGGGGCUGAAAGAGGUCUCCAAAUGAUCAACGAUCACUACUAUGUGUCUAUUACUCGUGGAAAUGCAACUUUAUUUGAUAUAGAUGCUUCUAUUUUCAACCCGUUGGUUACUUUCUCUCUUCCUGAGCACAUCAAGCACGUCGAAUUCUUCGUCACUCAUGCAGGACGAACUCUCAAUGCCUAUAUCACCGGCGACGACUAUACUAUUAGUCUUGUAUCAAACGGUAGGAUAGUAUGGCAAAAAGAUGAGUCUUUAGCAUACAUAACUGAUGCUGUGCUUCUAGAUCAGUCGCAGACGUCUUCUCUAAUAUCAACAUCUGACGAAAUCAAAAAUGAACGCUCCUUCAAUUUGAUAGCUGCUUACAUUAGUCGUCUCAAGUAUAACGUACACAAGCUCUUUGGAAACACUUCCGAAACUGUUGAUUUCAACCUUCAUUUUGGGCUUCUUAAAACACUUGUUGUGAUGACAGAAAAUGGCAAGAUAGCUUCCUUCAAUACAUUCGGCGAGCACACCAAUCUCUCGAAUCAAUUGAUUGACAUCUUCGAUACUGGCUCCAGCAAUCUUACGCAUUUAGUCAACGUAAAUGAACAUCUUCUGGCUGUGGAUGACGGGCUUAAUUUAUAUGAAGUUGAUUUCAAUCAAAAGACCAUUUCUUCAGCAGAUCCCUGUUUUGUCGAUAGCCACUUUAUGAUAUUAAAACCUGCCGAUAGCGAACCAAAAUUGAUCCAGACCUCAAGUAGAGACUUCUAUACCACAGCCAAAUCCAAAAACGGCCAUGCAUUAUAUGGAUUUCACGUGACCAAUGAAACACAUAAGACAUGGCGACACAUUCUUGAUGAUGACGAGACCAUUCUUGCCAUUCAAGCCAGAAGUUACGAUAACAACUUGGUGGCCAGUAAUGGGAUCACCAUCGCAGAUAGAAAAGUCCUAUACAAGUAUUUGAUUACGAACUUGGCAGUUGUCACUAUACAUAGUGAAAAGAGUCAGCAAGUGACAGUUCAGCUACUUAAUGUGGUCACGGGCCAAGUCUAUGAUUCAUUCACUAAGCAUACGGACAACGCAGCGGCGGUUCAUGUACUCUUUGAAGAGAACUUCAUCAUUGUUUCAACUCAAGAAAAGGGCAGUAUCGACACCGUACUUACGUCAAUUGAUUUAUUUGAAUCACUCACUCCAGACUUGAAGAAAACAGGACACCUGGCAACCUACUCCUCACUCGGUAACUCUACCAUUAUCCCUGAGCAUGCCACUAGAUCAUUCAUUCUUCCCGGAAUCAGUAUCAAACAGAUUUCUCUCACUUACACGAGACACAAUAUUGCUCUCAAACAUCUUCUCUUUACUACGUCAACGGGCAGCUUGAUGGCGGUACCAAAAAUGUUAGUCAACGGCCGAAGACCUUUAAUAGAGAUCUCUAAGAGUAUGCUGCAAGAACCUCUGCUACUCAACUACGAACCUUAUAUCGUCCCUUCAGAUAAUUUGAUACUGAGCCACUAUCGUCAGCUAAUGACAGAUAAUGGAGAUCGGUUCCGAAAGCUAAUGUCAGUUUCAACAGAACUUGAGUCUACAUCAAUCGUCGUCUCCGUCGAUACAGACUUAUUUGUCACGAUAGUGAAACCCUCAGCAUCAUUCGAUACACUAACGGGAGACUUUAAUAAGAAGAUCCUACUGGUGACCAUUGCUGCGUUGAUUGCGGCCAUUUAUUAUACAAUACCAUUAGCAUCCUCGAAGAAGUUGAAGGAUCUUUGGAAAAACACUUAA